Molecule: messenger RNA, 537 nt
Organism: Callorhinchus milii (elephant shark)
Lineage: Eukaryota; Metazoa; Chordata; Chondrichthyes; Chimaeriformes; Callorhinchidae
Product: transcription factor HES-5-like
Exons: 3
Coding region: 75-503 (142 amino acids)
Biological process (GO): regulation of transcription by RNA polymerase II; regulation of neurogenesis; anterior/posterior pattern specification
Cellular component (GO): nucleus
Molecular function (GO): protein dimerization activity; RNA polymerase II cis-regulatory region sequence-specific DNA binding; DNA-binding transcription factor activity, RNA polymerase II-specific
Source: RefSeq, a predicted model, not a curated record
CCAGCGCCCGUGUGGAGUAUCUGAGCAGAGGCCGGUGUCAGGGCUCACUGACAGCCACAGAGAAAUGCAGACUGAUGAAGCCGAUGGUGGAGAAGAGGCGACGGGAUCGCAUCAACCAGAGCAUCGCCCAACUGAAGCAGUUACUGGGGACACAGUUACAGAAAGAACGAGCAAACUGCAAACUGGAGAAGGCGGACAUCCUGGAGAGCGCAGUCACUUACCUGCAACGCAACCCCGAGCUCGCCGCUGAUUGCCCGACGCCACACCCUCCGCGGGACUAUAAGGCCGGCUACUCCCGCUGUCUGCAGAAGACGCUGCACUUUCUGUCGUUGCCAGAGACCAGGACACCAGGCGUUCGCAACUUACUGCAGCCGUUACAGGGAGCGGGCGAGGAGCCACGUUACUGCACCGUUUGCCCUCCGCGCACCAAGUCCUGUCAGGGCUCCGUCACACACAGCUCCCAGCCCAGCGUCCGUGCUCUCUGGAGACCCUGGCAGAGCUGAGAUGUCUGUACACGGGAGUGCCUGUAAACAUAAC